GGACAUGAAGGCAUCCUCCGGGGAGCCCCGCCUCUCUCUGUCCCAGGUAAGAACACCCCGAGGGUUUGUUCACCUGUCCGGAGUUGCGCAUAGUGUAAGGACGUGAACACAGACCCGACUGGGUGUGAGAGUUCCUGAGCUCCAGGACGGAUACCAGCCGCCACAGCCAUGGCGGAGUCCCAGCUCAUGUACAUGGAGGACGGCCACAUCGGUGCCCAGGUCCCGGAGACCAAACCGGAGUUUUACUACAGUGAAGAGCAGCGCGUCGCCAUCGAGGAGCUCAUCAAGAAUGGUGACGGUGCCUUCAAAUCACGCCUCAAGGAAGACAAUAUGAAGGACUUUCUGUCAGCCAGAGAGGUGAAGCUGCUGUUUAGCACUUUCAAGCAGUACGACUCUGGUACUGACAGCAGCAGCAAAGCCGGGACCCGGGAGCAGGGGCCCACCGGCAACGACGCGGAUUCGGGGGUUCAUUCCACUUACUGGCCCCAGAUGCCGGACACAGAGGUGCCACCGCUGGAUAUCGGCUGGUCCAGCGGGGCUAUGUUCAAAGGGGUGACGCGGGUGACCGUGCACACGCACCUGCCUAAAAACAAUGGACCUCAUAUCAAGGAGGUGGUGCGGUGGCUCAUCCAGGAGGCAAGCAAGAUGAUAGCGAUAGUGAUGGACCUGCUCACCGACCUCCAGAUUCUGCAAGAUCUUAUGGAUGCAGCCUGGCGUCGCUCCGUGCCCGUUUACCUCUUGUUGGAUGGCCAUGGAAUGCCACACUUCCUGGAUAUGUGCUCCAGGCUGCAGAUAGGCUCCCAACACCUUCGGUACAUCAGAGCCAGAACACUGCAAGGAGUUGGAUUUGGCUUGUCCUUUGGCAGACUCCCUGGUUCCCUCUGUAAUAAGUACAUGCUGAUAGACGGGGAAAAAGUCGUGUUUGGCUCCUACAGUUUCUCCUGGUGUACAUCUCGUAUGGAUCGAAACAUGAUCACUGUGAUGACGGGACAGGUGGUUGACUCCUUUGACCAGGACUUCCGUGAGCUUUAUGCCACCUCAGAGAAGCUGGACCUCUACAAGGAGUUCCACGUCAGCCCGCCUGCUGCCAGUGCGACCGCCACAAUACGUUCCAAAGUGGGGACUAAACGGCCGCCAACGCCAGGAGCCACAUCUCGCUUCCAGGUUACCUUAGGGGAUUCACGAAAACCCAACAUCCAGGUCCCUGCACACAAAUACAACAACCCCAAAUACUUAUUAGCAAUGGGGGAUAUCCCACGUCCAACAGGGUCUCUGCAGGAGACAGGAAUUAAGAGGGAGUCAGUUAAGGCUAAGGUUCUUGAGGAGAUGUACCCAAGGCCCCAAGUCACUAGCAGUGAAAAAAUGGGCCAGCUGAGUCCAGUACAUUCAGAAGACCCUAGAGAAGGCUUCCAGAAACCCAGUGGAUUCAUGCAGAACAAGAAGAGUCGGCUGAAGUCACUGAAGUCAGUCUUCAAGAAGAAGUCAUCCAGUAAGAUUUCAGUUGACAGCAUGGCAAACAGUGCAAGCCCUUCACCCACGGAAACCAGUCGGACUGAUGAGACCGAAGACAACUUUGAAGUGAUUGUGUUAUCUCCACCCAAGUCGAAGGGUAGAAAGCCGAAUCUGCGCCAAAGGACAGAAUCUGAGCAAACUGUCAGCACUGCACAGGGCAAUGAGAGUGGUUCUAAGAAACAACAUCAAGAAAAAGGAGCAUGUAAGGUGUCCUGAUGAGAAUCUGCCGUCACUGACCACACAAUGCAGUCGCGUAGUGUAAUAAUGGACAACAGAAUGAGUUCCAAAACACCGUCACCCUUUGAUUGCGCAGUACUGAGAGCAUUUUUUACAGUUUUUUAUAAAAUGAAUGUCAUCUAGAGACGCUAUUUUUAUGUUUGGUGCCAAAUUUAAAAUAAAUAAUCCAAGUAUUUUGGGAUUUCUGCUACCAUAGUGGGGUGCACAAAGGUUUACUGAGAUAUUUCCGAGUUGAGCCCUGUUUGAGCUACAGGAAUGCUGGGGCAACUGCUGAGUGUGUAGUUGUAUAGUGCUUAAAAUUCUGAAGACCUAUUUCACGUCUUCUUCAUCUGCUAAGAAAAUAUAAAGAACAGUUACAAAUUAAAAACAGCCCUUCCAAUACUCAGAUGGCAGACAUACAGCCAGACUGAAUUUUGCCUGAACAAGAAUUAUUUGUAACCCGGAGCCACACCUGCCCUUGAAAGACCAGACCAGAACCCCUCUGAUCUGGUUCAACCUAAAACUAAACACUGUCAGAUUGGAUGAUUGUUACUUUUGCCUCUCCCUUCUAAUAAAACCCUAUGACAUUACAGAGAGAAAUUGUACUCAGUUGGCAGUUUAUUAGGUACACCAAGCUAAUAUUAAGCUACCUCUUUAUAUAAUGCAGUACAGUUCAACAGCAGUACAAACUACUGUGCAUUUUCCAAAAUGGCCAUACAGUUGAACCAACACCUCUCUAAAUCAUUGCAGGACUGUUGGAUUAGACUGCAUUAGUUGUAGCUUGGUGUAAUGUAUUUAAUAAACAGCCAACUGAGCGUGUAAUAAGUAAAAGUUAGUAAAUAUACACCUUGCGGGCUAUUACGUGUACCUGUGAAUGAUUGUUACCAUGAAUCCAUGUUGUCUGCCUGAUGCACUGAUAAGUUGUGCGAUGUUUUGUUCACUGUGUUUAUAAAACAGCUUCAGCUUAGGAAAGUCCUAAAUGUUUUAAGUACUUGUCUUGUUCAAUGAUUAUAGGCCUGGAAACUGCCUAUUCAAUGUUUGUGUACUUUUUAAAAAUACAGCAUAAAUAUACUCGACUGUUAAGUGAGGUCUUGGAUCUUAAAAUCCAUGGCUGUUGGGGCUAAGAGCUACAUUGUCCUCACUUUGAAAAAUCCUCACAACAGUAGAGGAAAUUUGAUGACAAAAAUACCCAGAACACAGUAACAAAGAAACUUACUACAUGCCGUAGAAAUAAAAUGAAAUGGGAGAAGAGAUCCAAAGUGCAUGUCUGUUCACAGAUAAAGCAUCACUUUGAUUGCAGCUCCACCUAGUGGUCACACUGUAGUACUCCAUUUAAGAUGGAAAACUGAUGAUUGUGCUGCAUAAACCAGCCACUAGCUGCCUCCCCUGUCCUCCACCUGCUUCUCUUUUCUGGGUGUAUGCUAGCAGCUCAGAACUCGAGAGGAACCACAGGCCUGGUGGGAAGUCAGAGUUGCGAUGAGCGUGGGGGUGGGUGACAUGUGAUGCAACACUGAAACAGGAAGUUAGAGCUGUAGCAGGAAGAGACAUUCUCACACUAAUUUAUAGACUAGUAUUACUGCCACACAACAAUUUCUUUGACACUUGCAUCUCACUAUCCCUAAACCUGCAACUGUGAAUUCUUCUGUUGACAAAUGGAGAAUGGAAGAAGGGAUUCGAGCUUGUCAGCAAGAGGUUACUAAUGUGUUGUAAAAGUACUUGAAUACCAACAAGCAGAAUGUCCUCCAACUAUGUCACAUAGAAACAGACAUAUUGUAUGACAGGCUGUGUGCAUCAGAUAUCUGAGCUGGGCUGGAUGUGCUUGCUGGUCACAGUCAUAAUGGAAAACUUUAAAGAAAAAGCAAUGGCAA
Molecule: messenger RNA, 3596 nt
Organism: Monopterus albus (swamp eel)
Lineage: Eukaryota; Metazoa; Chordata; Actinopteri; Synbranchiformes; Synbranchidae
Gene: sack1fb
Product: family with sequence similarity 83 member Fb
Exons: 5
Coding region: 169-1728 (519 amino acids)
Biological process (GO): signal transduction
Molecular function (GO): protein kinase binding
Source: RefSeq, a predicted model, not a curated record